AUGGAAUCCUGCCCGCUGCCCACCCACACUACUGGCAAGAAACAGCUUGAAAGUCGCUUGGUCCUGUGGCUGAAGCUGAUGGGGGUGGAGGGAAAGUCCUGGGAAGUUCAUGUGCACCAGCAGCUCAUGCAGGAGCUGUCCACCCUGGCAAAAGCUGCCUGCCGUUUGAUAGAGUCUCCCUUAAAAAAAUGUUCACUGAAAAAAUGUAACACAUUGCUUUCUCUCCACAGAUUCUUUUUAAAAUUUUUCCUCAAGUGCAAUCAGAAUUGUUUGAAAACAGCAGGAAACCCUAGGGACAUGAGACGGUUUCAGGUUGUAUUGUCAACCACGGUGAAUGUGGACGGACAUGUGCUGGCUGUUUCCGACAACAUGUUUGUUCAUAAUAACUCCAAGCAUGGAAGGAGGGCGAGAAGGCUCGACCCGUCGGAAGCUACCCCCUGCAUCAAAGCCAUCAGUCCAAGUGAAGGUUGGACCACAGGUGGAGCCAUGGUCAUCAUCAUUGGUGACAACUUCUUUGAUGGACUCCAAGUGGUGUUUGGCACCAUGCUUGUGUGGAGUGAGCUUAUAACCCCUCAUGCCAUCAGAGUGCAGACGCCUCCCCGGCAUAUCCCUGGAGUCGUGGAAGUGACAUUAUCUUACAAAUCCAAACAGUUCUGCAAAGGAGCCCCUGGAAGGUUCAUUUACACAGCGUUAAAUGAACCCACCAUAGACUAUGGCUUCCAGAGACUUCAGAAAGUCAUCCCAAGACAUCCUGGAGACCCUGAGAGAUUAGCUAAGGAAAUGCUGUUGAAAAGAGCUGCUGACCUGGUGGAGGCUCUCUAUGGCACACCCCACAAUAACCAGGACAUCAUUUUGAAGCGAGCUGCAGACAUUGCUGAAGCCCUAUACAGUGUCCCCAGGAAUCCCAGCCAGAUUCCAGCUCUCUCCAGCUCCCCAGCUCAUGGCGGCAUGAUGGGUAUCAAUUCUUACGGCAGCCAGCUUGGGGUCAGCAUCUCAGAGUCAACACAAGGAAAUAAUCAAGGAUACAUUCGCAACACAAGCAGCAUUUCCCCACGGGGGUACUCCUCCAGCUCCACUCCGCAGCAGUCUAACUACAGCACUUCCAGCAACAGCAUGAACGGCUACAGCAAUGUCCCCAUGGCCAACCUGGGCGUGCCAGGAUCACCGGGAUUUCUGAACGGCUCACCCACGGGCUCCCCAUAUGGAAUAAUGUCAUCGAGUCCCACCGUUGGCUCUUCCAGCACCUCCUCCAUCCUCCCAUUUUCCUCUUCAGUUUUUCCUGCUGUCAAACAGAAGAGUGCCUUUGCCCCUGUCAUCAGGCCCCAAGGCUCCCCUUCGCCUGCCUGCUCCAGUGGCAAUGGAAAUGGAUUCAGAGCCAUGACGGGACUUGUCGUACCCCCGAUGUAGAAUGGAGGAAGAACUGCUUUCUCAUGCACAAAACUACUUAUUCUGAUGGACCAAUAAUGAGGAAAGCACUCUGCUCUCUUUGGGGAGAAUUGCUCCCCCAAGUGGACAUGAUGGACAGUUUUGGGAAGGCAAAGAGCCGCCAUCUUAUUUGGUCUCACCUGUCACCUGUAGCUUUGAGAGUAGCUACACAGACUGACCCUCUUGGGGACAAGGACAAAAGAUGUCAUUGACAUGGUCAUUGCUAAGAGCAGAAAUGCAAUUCUUUGUUAUGAACAUCACAAAAACCACCUUCCUAUGUUUGUAAAAUAUUUAAGAAAAAAUUGGCAAACAAUUCAUGCUUAAUAUUUUGGAUACUAUUUGUUUUUCUUUGUAGGAAAAAAAAGUUGAAAGUUUCUAUUUUCUAUGAAGCCUUUCAGAUACCAAUUUAGUUUAUGCAGAAAAAAAAAUUGAACAAAACAGGGUACCAGCAUGGAAGACUUUCUUAAAAUGAAACCUGAAUUGAAUGAUGAAAUGUUGUAUGUGUGUUUACUUAUAGUUUAAUCUCUUAAAAAAAACAAACAAAAAGGGAAAAAAUUUAAAAUGUUUUACAAUUAUUUAAAUAAAUAAAUGUGUAACUUAUUGUAAGUAGAGGUAGCAAUUUAGACCUUUUUUUGGAAGAGAGAGAAAUUUCUCUUCCUGAUGUAAAAUGAAAAUGAUGCAGACAUGUAGUAACAAGUUUUAAAGGUGUGUGAUUAUUACUACGGUUGCUUAUUAGACUCUUAACUCCCAUCCUGCAUCCCCCUCUUUUUCCAUCAUUUUAUUGACCCACAAGC
Messenger RNA from Castor canadensis (American beaver), 2219 nucleotides. Lineage: Eukaryota; Metazoa; Chordata; Mammalia; Rodentia; Castoridae. The record is from RefSeq and is a predicted model, not a curated record.